Messenger RNA from Maniola jurtina (meadow brown), 3714 nucleotides. RefSeq names its product polyubiquitin-A-like. Gene Ontology annotation, molecular function: ubiquitin protein ligase binding; protein tag activity. The transcript is spliced from 2 exons. The record is from RefSeq and is a predicted model, not a curated record. Lineage: Eukaryota; Metazoa; Arthropoda; Insecta; Lepidoptera; Nymphalidae. Gene Ontology annotation, biological process: protein ubiquitination; modification-dependent protein catabolic process. Gene Ontology annotation, cellular component: nucleus; cytoplasm. The coding region runs from base 13 to 3666 and encodes 1217 amino acids.
AUAACCAUCAACAUGCAAAUUUUCGUGAAGACUUUGACUGGUAAAACUAUUACUUUAGAGGUAGAACCAUCUGACACAAUUGAAAAUGUAAAAGCCAAAAUACAAGACAAGGAAGGGAUUCCUCCAGACCAACAAAGACUGAUCUUCGCAGGAAAGCAGCUUGAAGAUGGGCGCACUCUAUCUGACUACAACAUUCAGAAGGAAUCCACACUUCACUUAGUCCUGCGUUUGAGAGGUGGUAUGCAGAUUUUCGUAAAGACCUUGACUGGCAAAACUAUCACCCUAGAAGUGGAGGCUUCCGACACAAUUGAAAAUGUUAAGGCCAAAAUCCAAGACAAAGAAGGCAUUCCUCCAGACCAACAGAGACUGAUCUUUGCAGGAAAGCAGCUUGAAGAUGGGCGCACUCUAUCUGACUACAACAUUCAGAAGGAAUCCACACUUCACUUAGUCCUGCGUUUGAGAGGUGGUAUGCAGAUUUUCGUAAAGACCUUGACUGGGAAAACUAUCACCCUAGAAGUGGAGGCUUCCGACACAAUUGAAAAUGUUAAGGCCAAAAUCCAAGACAAAGAAGGCAUUCCUCCAGACCAACAGAGACUGAUCUUCGCAGGAAAGCAGCUUGAAGAUGGGCGCACUCUAUCUGACUACAACAUUCAGAAGGAAUCCACUCUUCACUUAGUUUUGCGAUUGAGAGGUGGUAUGCAGAUUUUCGUCAAGACCUUGACUGGCAAAACUAUCACCCUAGAAGUGGAGGCUUCUGACACAAUUGAAAAUGUUAAGGCCAAAAUACAAGACAAAGAAGGCAUUCCUCCAGACCAACAGAGACUGAUCUUCGCAGGAAAGCAGCUUGAAGAUGGGCGCACUCUAUCUGACUACAACAUUCAGAAGGAAUCCACACUUCACUUAGUCCUGCGUUUGAGAGGUGGUAUGCAGAUUUUCGUAAAGACCUUGACUGGCAAAACUAUCACCCUAGAAGUGGAGGCUUCCGACACAAUUGAAAAUGUUAAGGCCAAAAUCCAAGACAAAGAAGGCAUUCCUCCAGACCAACAGAGACUGAUCUUCGCAGGAAAGCAGCUUGAAGAUGGGCGCACUCUAUCUGACUACAACAUUCAGAAGGAAUCCACUCUUCACUUAGUCCUGCGUUUGAGAGGUGGCAUGCAGAUUUUUGUCAAGACCUUGACUGGCAAAACUAUAACCCUAGAAGUGGAGGCUUCAGACACUAUUGAAAAUGUUAAGGCCAAAAUCCAAGACAAAGAAGGCAUUCCUCCAGACCAACAGAGACUGAUCUUCGCAGGAAAGCAGCUUGAAGAUGGGCGCACUCUAUCUGACUACAACAUUCAGAAGGAAUCCACUCUUCACUUAGUUUUGCGAUUGAGAGGUGGUAUGCAGAUUUUCGUCAAGACCUUGACUGGCAAAACUAUCACCCUAGAAGUGGAGGCUUCUGACACAAUUGAAAAUGUUAAGGCCAAAAUACAAGACAAAGAAGGCAUUCCUCCAGACCAACAGAGACUGAUCUUCGCAGGAAAGCAGCUUGAAGAUGGGCGCACUCUAUCUGACUACAACAUUCAGAAGGAAUCCACUCUUCACUUAGUUUUGCGAUUGAGAGGUGGUAUGCAGAUUUUCGUCAAGACCUUGACUGGCAAAACUAUCACCCUAGAAGUGGAGGCUUCUGACACAAUUGAAAAUGUUAAGGCCAAAAUACAAGACAAAGAAGGCAUUCCUCCAGACCAACAGAGACUGAUCUUCGCAGGAAAGCAGCUUGAAGAUGGGCGCACUCUAUCUGACUACAACAUUCAGAAGGAAUCCACUCUUCACUUAGUUUUGCGAUUGAGAGGUGGUAUGCAGAUUUUCGUCAAGACCUUGACUGGCAAAACAAUCACCCUAGAAGUGGAGGCUUCCGACACAAUUGAAAAUGUUAAGGCCAAAAUCCAAGACAAAGAAGGCAUUCCUCCAGACCAACAGAGACUGAUCUUCGCAGGAAAGCAGCUUGAAGAUGGGCGCACUCUAUCUGACUACAACAUUCAGAAGGAAUCCACUCUUCACUUAGUUUUGCGAUUGAGAGGUGGUAUGCAGAUUUUCGUCAAGACCUUGACUGGCAAAACUAUCACCCUAGAAGUGGAGGCUUCUGACACAAUUGAAAAUGUUAAGGCCAAAAUACAAGACAAAGAAGGCAUUCCUCCAGACCAACAGAGACUGAUCUUCGCAGGAAAGCAGCUUGAAGAUGGGCGCACUCUAUCCGACUACAACAUUCAGAAGGAAUCCACACUUCACUUAGUCCUGCGUUUGAGAGGUGGUAUGCAGAUUUUCGUGAAGACCUUGACUGGCAAAACUAUCACCCUAGAAGUGGAGGCUUCCGACACAAUUGAAAAUGUUAAGGCCAAAAUCCAAGACAAAGAAGGCAUUCCUCCAGACCAACAGAGACUGAUCUUCGCAGGAAAGCAGCUUGAAGAUGGGCGCACUCUAUCUGACUACAACAUUCAGAAGGAAUCCACUCUUCACUUAGUUUUGCGAUUGAGAGGUGGUAUGCAGAUUUUCGUGAAGACCUUGACUGGCAAAACUAUCACCCUAGAAGUGGAGGCUUCCGACACAAUUGAAAAUGUUAAGGCCAAAAUCCAAGACAAAGAAGGCAUUCCUCCAGACCAACAGAGACUGAUCUUUGCAGGAAAGCAGCUUGAAGAUGGGCGCACUCUAUCUGACUACAACAUUCAGAAGGAAUCCACACUUCACUUAGUCCUGCGUUUGAGAGGUGGUAUGCAGAUUUUCGUGAAGACCUUGACUGGCAAAACUAUCACCCUAGAAGUGGAGGCUUCCGACACAAUUGAAAAUGUUAAGGCCAAAAUCCAAGACAAAGAAGGCAUUCCUCCAGACCAACAGAGACUGAUCUUCGCAGGAAAGCAGCUUGAAGAUGGGCGCACUCUAUCUGACUACAACAUUCAGAAGGAAUCCACUCUUCACUUAGUUUUGCGAUUGAGAGGUGGUAUGCAGAUUUUCGUAAAGACCUUGACUGGCAAAACUAUCACCCUAGAAGUGGAGGCUUCCGACACAAUUGAAAAUGUUAAGGCCAAAAUCCAAGACAAAGAAGGCAUUCCUCCAGACCAACAGAGACUGAUCUUUGCAGGAAAGCAGCUUGAAGAUGGGCGCACUCUAUCUGACUACAACAUUCAGAAGGAAUCCACACUUCACUUAGUCCUGCGUUUGAGAGGUGGUAUGCAGAUUUUCGUGAAGACCUUGACUGGCAAAACUAUCACCCUAGAAGUGGAGGCUUCCGACACAAUUGAAAAUGUUAAGGCCAAAAUCCAAGACAAAGAAGGCAUUCCUCCAGACCAACAGAGACUGAUCUUCGCAGGAAAGCAGCUUGAAGAUGGGCGCACUCUAUCUGACUACAACAUUCAGAAGGAAUCCACUCUUCACUUAGUUUUGCGAUUGAGAGGUGGUAUGCAGAUUUUCGUCAAGACCUUGACUGGCAAAACUAUCACCCUAGAAGUGGAGGCUUCCGACACAAUUGAAAAUGUUAAGGCCAAAAUACAAGACAAAGAAGGCAUUCCUCCAGACCAACAGAGACUGAUCUUCGCAGGAAAGCAGCUUGAAGAUGGGCGCACUUUGUCCGACUAUAACAUUCAAAAGGAGUCAACUCUACAUCUGGUUUUAAGAUUAAGAGGCGGAGUGUAAAAUUAAUGUUUUAAACAUCAAUCGAAAAUUAAACAGCUGCUAUCAUAA